CAAAAAUAUUAAAUCUCGCGAACGCUUCAAAAAAGAACAAAAUCUUAUAUUAUUGACAAAGCUUUAUUCGACGAAGAAUCUGUUUUGUUUACGUUGGUGCAUGAAAAUUCCUGCCGUUUAUCAAGAACAAGAACAAGGAAAGAUAAUGGUUCGAAUCACCGAGGAUCUUGUGCGUAAAAGAGCGGAACAUAAUAAUUUAGAAAUUUCAACAUUGGAAGAAGUGUCACUUCACCAACAAGACAUAGAGAAGAUUGAAAACUUGGACAAAUGGUGCAGAGACUUGAAAAUCUUAUAUUUGCAAAGCAACUUGAUUCCUAAAAUAGAGAAUGUGGGUCGUCUCAAGAAACUAGAAUACUUGAAUCUAGCUUUGAAUAAUGUUGAAAGAAUUGAAAAUUUGGAAAACUGUGAAAUGCUCAAGAAGUUAGACUUAACUGUGAAUUUUGUUGGUGAACUUACAAGUUUAGAAAAUCUUAAGGAUCUGGUUCAUUUCAGAGAAUUGUAUUUAACAGGAAAUCCUUGUACGGAAUAUGAAGGUUACAGAGAGUAUGUUGUAGCCAUAUUACCCCAGCUUGAGUAUCUGGAUGGGAAAGCAAUAGAGAAAUCUGAGAGAAUAAAAGCAACACAGGAUGUAGGAGUGUUAAAAGGAUAUAUCAUAGAGCAACAAAAUAGACACAAGAAAAAACGAGAAAAGGAGAAAGAAGAGAUCAGGAGACAUGAGGAGGAGAAGCAGAAACCAAAGAAAGGCACCAACUGGUACACCGACAUUAAUGGUGGUGAUCAGAAAACUACACAGGAUGUAGGGGGCAGCACUAACACUGAGUCACAUGAUGAACAUGAGGAGGAGGAAGAUGAAGAAUUGUUGGCAGAAAAAGAAAAAAAAUUUUGGGACGAAGAGGUUCCUUUUACGCCCGAGUCACGAGUGGCAGUUCAUGAACACAUGAAGAAACUCAAGGAGAAGGAGGACCAAAAAAAUAAAGCUCCACCUAAACAACCAAGACGUCUCUUUACUGAGGAUGGUAGACCACUGAAUGUAAAUGAGGCCAAAAUUGAUUUCACGCUGACAGAAGACGAGAAUGAGAACAGCUUUCUACUGGAUGUAGUGUGUUUUAAACAUAUGGACACGUCCUUGAUAGAUUGUGAUGUACAGACAAAUUAUGUCAGAGUGACCCUGAAAGGGAAGAUGUUCCAGGUAUGUCUGCCAGAGGAAGUGAAUGCAGACUCCAGUACUGCCAAGAGAUCCCAAAUCACUGGACAUCUAUUGGUUACUAUGCCAAAGGCAAAACCUAUCAUAAAGCCAGCAAAACCUAAAGCAGAGAAUAGUGAAGAGAACAAAGAAAACAAACAGAAAAACAGAAGCAGGAACACUCAUGAAAAACUGGAGGUGGACAAAUCAGUACACAAGACAGUUGAUAUAGCUAACAUUGUGAAGGAGAAAUUGGACAAUAUUGUUCCACCGCUCGGUCACAAACCUCGGCAGAAAGCACAGGAACGUCCAAACAGUGAGAAUUUCGUGGAUGAUCCGGAUGUUCCUCCAUUAGAGUGAUACCCAGGAGUUAUAUGUACAUUGUGUUCCGUCCAAAUCAAUACAUUAAAUUUUUUUGCAAACCCCAAG
Ostrea edulis (European flat oyster) is the source of this 1612-nucleotide messenger RNA. Its product is annotated as dynein axonemal assembly factor 11-like. Lineage: Eukaryota; Metazoa; Mollusca; Bivalvia; Ostreida; Ostreidae. The coding region runs from base 101 to 1543 and encodes 480 amino acids. Gene Ontology annotation, molecular function: protein binding. The transcript has 17 exons. Gene Ontology annotation, cellular component: cytoplasm. Gene Ontology annotation, biological process: outer dynein arm assembly. The record is from RefSeq and is a predicted model, not a curated record.